UAAAAACAAUAUCAUAACCGGAGACCAAGAAGCAAAAGAGACAAAUUAACACAAAAGAAACUUAGAAAAAGACAUAUCCUUCCUCCUCUCUUGUCCCUAUGGAAUCGCAAGUCUCAAACGCAGACGUUGAAUCAUUACAGUUGAAUUUGAUCAGCUUAGACAACAGCAAAACCAACGGAUCAGGACCCCUAAGCUCAACCGAUCCAGACCAGCCUCUGGAGAUCGUGGAGAAGAUCUUAAACUACAAGUUCAAAGACAAGAGUUUGUUGGUAGAAGCUUUCACCGACACUAGUUGCGACGAAGAUUUUUCGAAUGAACGCCUAGAAUUUAUAGGAGAUACGAUCCUAAACACGAUUGUAACGAUAUAUAUUUUUAAUUUAUACCCUAGAGAGUCGCCUGGUUCGUUGACCAAUCUCCGAGCCGUCAACGUUGACACCGAGAAAUUGGCUCGAGUCGCUGUAAAACACAAUCUCCAUCGCUGCCUCCGUCAUAAGAAAGCUUUGCUUGAUAACCAAAUACUGGAAUUUGUGGAAGCGAUAGAGAAACAUCCAACAUUACACUCGCGUGGUCUUGUGAAAGUUCCUAAAUCUCUAGCAAACAUCGUAGAAUCUACAAUUGGAGCUCUUUUCAUGGACUGCAAAUCUAUCGAAAUCGUAUGGAAGGUGAUAAAACCAUUGCUCGAACCAAUAAUACAUUUGGACAAAUUGGAGAUCCACCCAGUGACAGAACUCUAUGAGAUGUGUCAGAAGAGGAACUUGAAGUUGGAGGCCAAAGACACAUGGAAAGAAAAUAAAGAAUAUUGUUUCUAUAUUCAGGAUAUAUUGCUUGGACGUGGAGAACAUCGUAUCAAAAAAGAAACUGCUCGUAAUUGCGCUGCCAAAGAUGCUAUCGCCAAUUUUUCUACCUUUUUUGGAGACCAUUAAGUUCUAUAUAUAAAUAUUGUAUCAAAAAUUGAUUUAUACAUCUUUGUAUUUGAAUCUUGAAUAAAUGAAACUGUAGUUUGUAACUAUGUCGAAAUAGUAUAUAUAAGCAAAUUAAGCACA
This is a messenger RNA of Camelina sativa (false flax), 1043 nucleotides long. Its product is annotated as ribonuclease 3-like protein 3. The record is from RefSeq and is a predicted model, not a curated record. Gene Ontology annotation, biological process: siRNA processing. Lineage: Eukaryota; Viridiplantae; Streptophyta; Magnoliopsida; Brassicales; Brassicaceae. Gene Ontology annotation, cellular component: nucleus; cytoplasm. Gene Ontology annotation, molecular function: ribonuclease III activity; RNA binding.